CUCCCUCGGUUUCAGUCACUCUGGCCGGGCGCUGCCGUACGGACACUUUCAGCCGCCAUUUCGCGUUGCAACGCCAUUACAAUUCCACUCUUGUUUAUAUUUCAAAAUUUAUCGAUAACUACUUCACUACCACCUUAUAAUUGAACGAAAACGAUAUUUUCCUCAACCAUCAUUCUUGAAUCCCAGUGUCGUCAGUGAUAAGUGAAAGAAUAAACGCAACAAUGAUAGACGAUAAUUGAACUAAACCCCUUUUAUUUACCUCAUUAAUAAAAACAAAUAGAGUGCAUCAAUAUGAAGAUAGGCCAACACAAUUGUUGAGAGCUAAAAAGCUCGGAAAACUUCGUCCAGGCUUUCAAUGCUAAAUUACAGACUGGUCUCCACGCAUUUUCUGAAGCAGCCGUAAAUUUACAAAGACUGUGUAAUAUAGAGACUGUGCCGUACCAACAUGUGCCGGGAUCGAGAUAUGUCGGUGGAUAGAAGCGACAUCAUCAAAUAAGCUCGGGAAAGCCUUUUCUAGUUUAGAGUUUCCGUCAAAACGGCGCGCGUUUAUGCCCCACCGUUUCGUUUUGUUUCUUUCAAUUUGUUUUAUAUCAAAGGUUAAGCAAUAGCCCGGUUAUUUGUUAUCGGUUGCGGUCUCUAGAGGGUCUCGGAGAGGUUCGGGACCCAGUUAUACCCUGGCCAAUCAGAGCCGGCACAACAUUUCCCGAUUCUUGGACUCUUUAGUGGACGCUGCGAGAUAUUGCAUUACACACGUUACGGGCGAUCUCUUUUGGAAAUUCGAAAAUUUCCUUACUUUAAAUCUGAAGCAGGCAUGGUUCUAUUGGGACUCCAGCAGGGUUACGGGCACGAUUCCGAGUGCUCGAGCCAGCGUCGGGUUGUAAUAUCUGGGCUCGGGUGGCGUGCGCAGUGCUGCGAGCGGAGCGAAGGCGAGAAGGAGAGGGAAGAUAUGGCGGCGCCUGAAUGUGAGCGGGAGGCACGCAAGCGACGCGAGCGGCGGGAUUCCGGCUGCGCGCAUGAGCGUAAGGAGCGCAGACCACACAGUGAGGAGCGGCCGCCCCCACCGCCGCCGCCGCCUCCACUACAUGACUAUAAUCGACUCGAGUCGGAGCGUCGAGCGGAGCGGCUGUCCCGCGCUCGGCGGCCGCAACACGGCGGCAAGAGACGUCGCGCGCCCGCACGCUUGCCGCGACAACCUAAAGAGAACGACUACAGCGCACACAUCGACGACGUGCGCAGCGACACUCCGCCGCAUUUCGAAUACGUCGUGCGACGGAAACCUGAAGUAUGCGAGGAGACGGAGCGUUCUUGCGUGGAAGACAGCACUCGUCACGAGGAAGCGGAGCGCGCGCGCCGCGGCGAGCGCAACGAGCCGCAGCGCCGCGCGCAGCCGAGCCCCGACCGGCGCCUCGAGAAGAUCACCAAGAAGAAAAAAAACACUCUUUUAUUUCAGAUCAACGUCCUAAAGAAAAACAUCGCAAAAUACGAAAGCGAUUUUGAAUCCCAAAACGGCGCUCCAAUAACCCAAGGCGAUCGCAUGACUGACGUCCAAUUGGUCCGCAUGUACGAAGCUCUUCGACACUUGCAGACAGAAAAGCGCUGCAUUAAGGCGGACCCCGUCGAAUAUGCGCUCAAAGUUCAAGCGGCGAAACUACAGAAGGAAAGAGAUGAUAAGCUAGAUGCAGCGCUGAAGAGUGAUAAGCCGAUGACUGAAGUUGUGAAGGACAUUGAAGAGUGGGUAGACGGUUGUCGCCAAGCGACGGGCCGAGCAAGUAUACCGGAGUCAAACUGGACACCAGCGCAAUUAGCAGCGGAGAAGUCUUGCGUACAAAGGGCUCUAUUACGGCUUGAAGCAGCUCGGGGAAGACCUCCAGCACACUCUGUCGAACGCGGUGCAGCCAGGCAUCUGUACGAGCGCUACCGCGCAGUCAAACGGGCUUUGGCUACCUUCAGACCUGACGCCCUGAUUGGUGGAACGAACGGCGAACUGGCGACCAUUCACGAGCACGAGACAAUGCUGUUCACCAGCGUGGACAGCUCCAGCGACUCACAGGAGAAGCCUUCCGACUCUUCACAGGUGACACGAGAAACUAUAGAAACUCCCCUCCAGUCGCCGCCAACUCGCGAGGGUCAGGAGGAGAUGCCGUCCUCCACGUCGUCGGCGAAGUCCGCAACCACCAGCGAGGAAGCCACGCCCUCCAACGAGGGACUGCAUUGUUUGGGCUUGGAGGACCUCACGCGAGCACUCUCUGAGGCCAAGUUGCUUAAAUGUAUACUUAGGCGCAGUAUCAAGGAAUACGAAGUGAACUUUGAACUUCAAAACAGUAGGAAGGUGCAACGGGAUGACAAGAUCGGUCGAGAGGAGGAGUACAAACGCUACAAAACCGUUAAAGCAAGAAUUAAACUUAUUAACGCCCUAAUCAAUAAACAGAAGUCCACGGCUUGAAUGACCAAAUAUUUUGUGCUAAUAUUUACGCUAUAACAUUUUUUAUAUUGAGGGCAGAUUUUAUUAUCAAUGGCGUUCAAAGGUCAAACAUAACUGACGUAUUCGAACUGUGAAUUUUUACAGAUUUCCAAGUAAAAUAUUGUUCGAUCAUUGAAAUAUCGGCUCUAAAUUAAAUUAAAAGACUAGAAAUAUAAAAAAGCUAAGUGAUUUUCUUAUAUAGGUAUAAAUAAAUUUAUAAUAUAAGGAAUGAAAAUUUGAAAAGGUCUACGGCAAUAACAUAAAAUUAUGUACUUACCUUACUUAAUUAAUUUGUUCAUAAUAUAGAAAGAAUAUAAAAUAUUGUAAUAAUAAUAUUAUGUAACUUUAUAAAGUUUAUUGGUUCGAUUAUCCUAUAAAUCGGACUAGAAUGAUUUUUAAUAACAAAUCUGAUUUAACUUGUAAGUUUGUUACCUAAGCAAAAAACCCAGAACAAAUAGCCACUUGUUUGAUAAUCUCAGAUCGAUUUCGCUAUUUUCAAACUGAUCAAAGACAUCAUAAAUGCUCAAGUCAAGUCUUUCUAGGUACAUUCGAGAAAUAAUCCAACACUAGGUAAAAAGAUCGUAUGAUAGAGGUACCUACCUACGUUAAAGGAAAGGCUUAGAAUACCUAACAACUAGGAAAGGAUAUUAUGACAAUUAGAUCCUGAUGGGUGGCAUGCAUCGACCCAUUUGUUUGCUCAUUGGACGAAUGUUGAUGGAUUAACUAGCGAAAGUCAACGAAGACAUAUUAAGCCGUUUUAGAGAAGGGCGACAAUGAACCAACAUUGAAUAAGGUCACUAGAUCGAUUGAGAAUUAUUAAGUUCUUAUUAAAAUUUGGAAAACAUAAAAAACGGACAAAUUUUAGUUUUAAAAUAGUAAUAAUUAUGUUAAAUAAACGUUUCUUCCCAGGGUUAUGACUAUUGAAUAGAGCCCGUACAUUUCUCAGAGAGAAAAUGUAAAUGUUACUACAUAAUUAAUUAUAUGUCUAGUCGUAAGUAAAAUUACCUGUGAUUUAUAAAUUAUCUUAAUGAUUCUUGUACGACAAGACUUUGUUCAGAAUUAUAAUAUUAAUAUUAUAUAAUAUUGUGUAUUCUAUUUUAAUAAUAUUUUAGUUAUUAUAUAAUUAAUAUAUUUGUUUAACGUUGCCUGACAAUUUAUUUAGUAAAAAUACAUUAUAACUAUUGGGUAUACCAACACCGCAAUUAGUUUUUUUGAAUAUGUUUCAUAUAAUAAUACCUAUUUACGUAGUGAUAAGUAGGUACAUUUCCAGUCAAAAGUUGGAAGAUCGCCGAAUCUCGUCGUUGGCGCUCGUUAGACCAGUGUGUUCUUAUCAUCUUCAGAAAAAAUAUUUGCGGUGUAGGUAAAUGCACCUUUGAGGAAUAUGGACGUCAUAUUGAUAUAAUUUUUUUACGGAUAAUAAAACGUUUUUAACGUCCAUUACCAUAAUAUUAUUGUAUACUAUAUUAACAUUUAUAAUGAUAUUUUGAGAGUGAUUUCACUUAUGUACCCUAUUACUUAUACUCUGGAUUAUUAUUUCGAAAUUGCCAACGUGAAUCACGACAAUUAAUAAGAAAAGCCGACUUCAUCAAAGAUAACUAAUUGAAAUUUUUAUAUAACCAGGGUGAUUUAAGUUUAUCACUUUGUUAUACACCACUAAUUUUUAACUACCAUAAAUACAUUUGCUUAGUCAGGAUUCCUUGACAUGUUUACAUAUUAUGCAGAUUAAUAACAAUAAAUGAAGAGUCAUAAGAAAUCCAUAAAAAAUAGCAAUACUUGAUCAAAAUAUUGUUAGAGUGUGACACACGGCGGCGUUGACUAAAGGUCGUAGCUCAUUUACACGACACCGUUCCCACACAAACGCACAGCUCCACCUCAAAUCGAAGUGACCGCUAGUUAGCCAGGCGCCGACAGCUAGCAGAAAGCUCGCUGUCGGCGCGUGGCCAACCAUGUGUAAGCCAACCAUAACCAUCGAGUGGCUAGAUUGCGACAAGCUCGCUUGCUGCGCGUUGUUUGCAAUUGUAUGUUGUCAUUGUAAAAUGUAUGUACGAGCAUGACAUUAAGCCCAUAUUUGAAUGUUUAUUCUUUUCACGUGCGGGAGCUGUGUCGUGUAAGUGAGCUGCGACCUUCAUUAACGUUUCAUUAUAAACGCGUAAGCAUAUAAAAUAUCUUACACGUACAUUCAAAACGAUAAACAUAUCCUGUAUUCACUAUUAAAUGUUUUAUGAUAAUUAAAAGAUAGUGGUGUAAUCAUAUUUAAGUACAAUAUAUUUAAUUAUAAUAUUAUAGUAGGCAUAGGACUUGAUGUACUUCGUAGAACAUUAAUUAAACUAUAAAAUGACGAAUUACCCUCAAUUUGGCAUCGCCGAAUCACAAACUUAAAAUCAAUUUGAGGAAUCAAACUUAUGAAAAACAGUGGUAGUUAUGUAAAUAGGUAUAGGUAGUUUUUUUUUAAAUUAUGUUCGUGCGAUAAUCUGGGUAUCAUACCUACUACUCACUAAUAGUAGGUAGGUAAAUAAAUUAGGUAUGCUUUGGCUUUUUGGACGCCUUUAUUCCGCGUGGUUGCUGAAGACGGUCACGAUUCACAUCACGAGACUUGAAGUCAUAGGUCUUCUCUGACGUAGUUUGGUGUUUUGAACUGAGAAACGAUAUAGUAUAGUAUCUAUAGUUCGAGAAGGCGAGGUACGAGGCAGGGGACGCCCCGCACACCCACACGUUACCCGCAUUAUCCCGCACCGGAUUAGCGCGGGAGCUGUACGAGGUGGUACGAGUGCGCGGGGCGUACCCACCUCGAUUGCAAUCUCGACAUGUCGCGUACUAUAUGUAGUUUGUGGCUAAGAAACGGUGUUGAGAAGUGGUAUCGAGUUUUAUACGCUUUAUUCGAUGUCGAUCUAGUGUCUAAAGUUUGAUCUUUCUGGCCCAGGGGUGAGCGCUGUGGUCUUGUAAAUGAGAGGUCUCGGUUCGAUUCUCGGCAGAGGCAAACUGGGAAUUUGAUUUCUGAAUUAUCUUUGGUUUGGUCUAGUGGGAGGCUUUGGCCGUGGCUAGCUAGACCACCCGACCGGCAAAGUCGUACCGCCAAGCGAUUUAGCGUUCCGUUACAAUGCUGCGUAGAAACCGAUAGAGAUAUGGAUUUACCUAUACCAUAUCUACUCCAAGUUGCCCACUUUCUGCAUCUCACUUACCACCAAGUGAGCUCGCAGUCAAGGGCUAAAUUGUAUCAAAAUUUAAAAAAAGGAUUAUGUGAUAGGGUGGUGAGGUUGAUUGCUGGCGUGUGAAGUUAGCAUCCGUGUCUUUGUGAAGAUCAGGUGGAAUGCAAUCAAGUGUUGCGUGCUCGUAACCCUGCUUGUGCGAUCGUUGUAUUUUGGAACUUGUAUAGGUACUUGAAACUUGUAUAGUGUCAUGUUGAGAAAACUGCUAGCGAGAUCGAGGAUCCUGAGGCGACAUCUAGUGUGUUCAUUGUAAGUUACUUAAUUGCAGAUUGUUAUAUCCGCUGUUAAUCCCUUCGUAUGGGUUUGAAUAGCCAACCAGCCAAUGCCCAAUACUGAUUGAAAAAUAAAAACUGAUUUAAGAGUUAAAUAUCUACCUAUGCCUAUAAUUUCCCGAAUAUUCAACAACGAUUAACGUAGACUUUUCCGAGUUCGGUCCGUUCCGAUAUGUCGUCUGGUUGUUGCCGAGGAUAAUGUAAUAUACUAUGUACCUAUAAUAUUUACUGCAGUAUACUUAGUACAAAAACAAUAUGUAGCGUUUCAUCAAUUUUAUUAUUGGAUGUUCAGAAUAAAAACAUUACCAUCAU
Messenger RNA from Maniola jurtina (meadow brown), 6251 nucleotides. RefSeq names its product protein FAM13A-like. The record is from RefSeq and is a predicted model, not a curated record. Bases 812 to 2443 code for a protein of 543 amino acids. The transcript is spliced from 11 exons. NCBI's taxonomy places the organism in Eukaryota, Metazoa, Arthropoda, Insecta, Lepidoptera, Nymphalidae.